AUGUUGGAAGAAUCUUUGAGGAAUGACAAGGAGCCAGGAGAGAGAGAGUCAUCAAUAUCAAUAUCAGAAGAAUCUUUGAAGAAUAACAAAGGUUUAACAGAGUCAUCAAUAACAUCACCAUGGAAUGAUGAGAAUCAUAUUAGUAGGAAAGAAGAGCUGUUGACCAAUGAUGAUCAUUCACCAUCGUCGUCGUCAAUAAACCAGCGGUCUCAGAUAACGUAUAGUGGGACCAAUGUUCAUAGUGAUACUGGAACAGAUGAGGAGACUAAAGUCAAUGGUAUUUCCCAAACAGAUAAAGAGACCAAAGUCAAUGGUAUUUCCCAAAUAGAUGAGGAGACCAAAGUCAAUGGCAUUUCUCUAAAGUGGAAGAUGUUGCUCACCAUUGUGGUGGUGGUAGUAGGUGUAGGGGCUAUUAUGACUUACCUUCAUCAGAUGGAGAUUUAUGACAAUACCAUCCACCAGGUAUUGCAAGUUAGUAAUGUUGGAGAAGAACACCCUAAUAGAAUGACCAUUGCCACCCAUGAAAUUGAAGCAGCUACAAAUUAUAAUAUCAUUGAAUCGAUAAAGACUAGAUGGAGGCAAAUUCAAGCCAUUUCAAUGAAGUCAGCCAGACAAGUGAUGCGAGAUGCGUUUGAUCAACACCAAGAAGUCAUUUCCAAAAACCAUUAUGGGGAUUGGCGGAAUAAGUCUCAUCAUGAGAAAAACCAUCAUUCUUUAUCAUACGGUGAUGAACAUGAUAACGCUGAUAACACCACCCAAGUGUUUGCCCCCGUCUACGCAAUCUCCAUGUUGACCAGCCAUAUCAGUGACUUGACCAAUAUCACCAGCACCGGGGUGGCGAUGUUUGUUUCGUUUGUUCUUCUAUAUGUCUUGCCUUCCCACUUUUUCCUUCUUUUGAAUUUCCUUCUUUCCAUCAAGUCGCUUUUACAAGAUACCAACCAAGACAUAUUCUGGGCAUUAAUGAUAACUUUGCGGAACAAUUUGGUUUUCUACUGUGCUAGUUUAUUGGUGGCCACCGCUAUUAGCUGGUUGAUCAGCUGGAUGAGUAGCCAGCUUAAUUUCAUGAGUUACGCCAUAAAACACUACGUCAAUAAAAAAUUGGAGAGGUCAUUGAAAGCCAAAAAUCUUAGUCUACAAGUCGAUGGGAGGUUUGGGAUCUAUAACCAUUCGGAUUUGAGUUUCUCGUUAUUCCAUCUCAGUGGGGGUGAUCGUCAUAGGAUCGAAAUCGCGUCAUUAACCAUGAAAUCAUUGAAUAUUUCCUUGGUGAUAAAAAUCGUCCAAGUCAUAUUGUUACAGCAUUUACCCAAAUAUCUACUUUUAAAAAUCAUGAAAUUAGAACACUACCUAAUUUUGUUUGAAGGUGGACCCACCUCGGAUAAUAAGUUUGAUGUCCCAAAGAUUUUCUUUUGGAGAAUCUUGAGAGUGGCGGUUAAGGUCGUGUCAAGGGCGAUCAAAAUCACCAGGAAGUUGUAUUAUGGGUUUGUCAACCAUAUCUUGUGGCAAGUGGUUCCAAUCUUGUUUAUGAGUCUUGGAAUGAUGGGGUUUGGGUUCUUAGGGUUCGGGCCUGGGAUGUUGGGAGUGGAUAUUGGAGUACGCCAUCAUCGGGAAAGAAUCAUGAACCGUAAUAGAAAAACUAAUCCGUCUGGACAAUCUCAGUUUGGGGGUAAUCUCGACACCGAAAAAAUCACCAUUGAUGACGUUAAGGUUGUGAUCAAUGAUGCGUUUGUCGAUUACAUUAAAGAAGCAAGAAAAAAUAUCGACGAGAAAAUUCCCAGUACCACCACCACCAAAGCUUCGCCGAAACGUCGAUCUUUUCAAGCUUUUUUAAUUGAAAACAUCCACGCUGUCAAUAGUGGAAUCCUUGAAGUUAUGUCAAAUUCUCGAUGGUCAUGUUCGAGGUUUUCACUCGAGUUACCAACAACCUACUUUAUGUCGACCAACAGUGACCGCUUAUUAUCGAGAAAAUUAGCGGUGGAUCAGUUUUUCAAUGAUGAACAAUUCACGGCGGAUUUGAAUAAACUAUUCCACGGGGCGUUCUCUGGAACUGAGAAUUUGAUGCAGCUGUUUGAGAAUAACUUGGGCACCAAGACGUUCACCAGUGAAGCCGAGAAAUUGGAAUUCGAAACUACAAUGACCGAAUGGUUGAAAAACUUGAGCCAAGGCAACGAUCAUUGGAAAGAAUUGGUCGGGGUGUUGGAACAGUUUUGUGAUAAGUGUUGUACCGUACAAAAUGAAGCAAACAGUCCUGAAGUUGUCACGGAUCCCUUAUUAGAACCUAUGAACCAACCGUCAGAUGAAACGAUCUGUGAUAGAAAACAAGGUGGGUAUCCCAUCAACCAAAAAGUACCGGUGAAGAAUUCCCUCGAAUUCAUUGAUUUUUCGAUUUUUUUCUCCUCGUGCAUUCCUGGUAAAGUGCAUAGAGACCCGUUUGAAAAAAGCUGUCGAAUGAUAUUGGGUGAAUGUGUGUUGACCUCUGAAUUUUCUAGGGACGGUGGUGGUGAGGGAAUCUCGGGUGAAUAUAAUCGCCGAUCAAAAGUUGAUGGUAUCAAAGAGAAAUUGAUAGAGGAGCUUCUAAUUCAUGCCAAGUUCCACUACGAUCCUGCUGACAUUACUCACGGUUUCAUCAACAAUGUAAAGGUUAACUCAAGGGUCGGCAGCAUUUCCGUGCCAUUCCAUUUCUUGAAACAUUAUAAUGAGAUGCUACCCGCUUCUAAUGGGGAAACAACACGAAAUCUGCGACUCGAUCAACAGCCUUGCAGUGGCAAAGAAAUGAACGGAAUAUUGAAGUUUAAGGAAUACGUGGAUUUUUUCAGUUUAAUUGAUUUCAAAUUGACGAAUCUCAAAGUUUUCAGGAAAUUCUAUUUCCAUGACAAUUCCGGAAUGUUGGAAGUACUGAAAACCAAAGCCAUUGAGAUCAGUAUCAAUAACAUUAUUCUUUCUUUCAGGAAAGUCACCCAGUUGGAAUACGGGUCGUAUUUUGAGAUCAAGGAUCUCCCAAACAAUUUCCGGUCUCAUAAACCACAUGAUGCAAUCAGUGCCACCGAUUAUGCGGUAGAUCACGUAUCGCAUGAGAUUGUGACUUCCAUCACCGGUUUGAAAAUCAAGAUGGUGGACGAUGGCGGUACCAUUGAUGAUACAAUCGUGUAUAUCCCAUUGUUUUCCAAUAAUGUGAAGACCAAUAUUUUCAGAUUAAUUGGGUUGAUGAUCUCUGUUAGGCAUUUGCGGUUGGUCAAGGCGAUGUCGGAAGUUUUACGCAAAGGUAUGGAUAAACAUCGGAACGAGAAUUAUAUCUUUCAAAUGGACUUGUCUAUCAGUAAUCCGUCAUUCAAUUUCUAUCCAGAGAAUAUCUAUCCAUUGGUGCUUCUCCUUAGCCGGUAUUUAAGAAAAGAUACUCUUCUUGCCGAUGAUGAGGAAGAAGAAGAAAAAGAAGAAGAAGAAGAAGAAGAAGAAGAAUUGCCAAGAAAGAAUGAUUAUGAGGACGGUUGUGUCACCAAUAAUAAUAUUAAUAAUGAUAAAAAUUAUGAGGGCUCUCAUCGUCGUUCCAUCAUCAAGAAGAACUUGGAAUAUAUCAUGUACAUGUUCCCGCUUGUUAAUAUUAAACUUUUGGUGAGUGAUGUAUUUUUGAAGAUUUCCAAACUCCAGUUCCCGGUGAUAAACAACACCUGCGUGUCUCAUGAAACCGUGACGUUUGUCGCGGAAAUUCAGAAAGUUUUCUACGAACUGCAUUCGGUGAAACCUCGCAAUUUGGAUAGCCUAUUGGUGACGGUUAGUGAUACCGACUCAGACACCGCGGUGGAAGAUUCCCGAAGCUAUGAUACUCGGACCUCGGGGAAAUUGCAAAAUUAUUACCGGUCAGAAAAUACCGAUAUUGUGGCGGUGUCCGACAACACCAACUCUAUUGUUGGCGAUACAUCGUAUAUGGAUUCCACUUAUAUUUAUAACUCCAAAAGCAAACUCUUUAAAUCAUUGAAGAAUCUUUGUUUGGUGGACGUGGUGGUGUUAAAGAGUUAUCAUGUUUCUGACGCCGUGGAAGGGUCGGGGGGAAUAUUGAUCCCAUUCCCAGUGAUGCAUUUCAAGAAAUUCGAAUCUGAAUCGUCGAUCGAUGUCAAUUUCGAACACCAGGCCAGUGAAGCGUGUGAAAAGUUGGGAGAAUACGUGUUUGAACAUUUCAACAUCACUUGUGAUUCUACCUCGGCAUUAUCUAACGUGGUGAUUAAUUUGACAAAGAAACCAAUUAUUUUUGGAUUGUGCAAUUUGUCAAAGAUGUUCAAAAAAAUCAACCGGAAAAAGCGUGGGGAAAGCUCAAGGAAAAAAAACCAAGAAUCACAAAUUUAUCAACGAAUUUUAAAUGUGUUAAUCAACAGUCGUUCAAAUAUGGUCAUCGAUGGUAUUGUGAUUUCUAUCGCCUCCAGAGGAUUUUUACCUAGCGAAGUGGUGGAGGUGGCUGAUAAUGAUGGAAAACUCUGUUUUGAUUUAUCUGAUGGGCUGAGAGGUAUGCAACUAUGUUCUGGUCAGAUCAUACUCGAUAUCUCCAGAACCAAAUGCUAUAAGCCUCUGAAAGCCUCGAGUAAUCCAGAUAAUGAUUAUGACGAUGAUGAUGAUGAUGAUGGUGGUGGUGAUGAUGAUGCCAAUGUCACGAUAGAUGUGGAUUUCAGUGCUCAACAAUUCAAGAUCUUGACGAUUUAUGAAUCAAACGAUAUUACCAAGAUCAAUAACAAAUCCUCGUCCCAUGAGUUCAUCAGUAUUCCCACCGUAUCACUACGUUAUUCAGAUACGUUACUAAUCAUCUUGCCGAAAGUGGAGCUUCAUUUCGAUAUCACGAUUGUUUGGUUGAUCAUGGUGAUGAAACAUUUGACGAAUUUAAUUCAAAACCACAUAAAUUACAGUAUGGGGAAAAUUUUGGCUACCCAGACGACAAAAUCAAACAAUAAAAAGUUCGAUAAGCUCAUCAAUCUUGAUAUAAAUCACAUUGCUCUUGAUAUGGCACUUUCCAAUAAUGUGUUGUUAUUGAUUAGCGUGAAUAAGUUGUUGGCAUCAUUGAAUCCCGCCAAUAACGAACAUUCAUUGAGCGCCAUCAACAUGAAGGCGUACACUCCAUUGAAGAAUAAUGAACAUAAGGGUCCGCUAUUUUGUCUCCUUAAUAUCAACGAAUUUAACCAGAAAUUCAAAUUUGAUCCAACAAAGAAGAUGAAAGAUCAGGAUAUUAUCGUGGAUUUACAAGAGUUAAGGUUCUCUUUGCCAUUCAGGUUCCUUCUUUUCAAUAUCACCGAUGCCAUUGUUACUUUGGUGAAAUCGGUAAAGCAAUUGAAACACAAUUUUGCCGAUUUAAAAUUGGGUAAUCCAUUAUCACCAUUAGUGCCAUCGAAGGACGACGCGUUAAUUCUCCCAAAUAUCCAAAUCAGGACUAAUAAAUUGAGUCUUGAAAUCAAGGAUGACAAAUUAGAAGCAGAAUUGUCGUUAAUUUACAAAGCCGGGUUGGUCGAACAGAAAGAACGGUAUGAAAAAGAUCUUUUAUUUGAAGAAAAAGCUAGAGUGUUAAUUUCCGAAGUCAAGAGCGGUGUAUCGUCUCCUUUAGAGAACGGCGAUCUUUCCGACGAGGAUGAAGCGCAAAGUAUUAUUGAUCGAUAUGAUGAUAUGGUAAACAACUUGAUUGCCGGGACAAAACAAAAAAACCCAAACCUCCACAAAACACCUGCUGGUGGGAGUGGGAAGCAAAAGCAAACGAUGGACGAUCUUGUGAAUCUUUUGGCAGAACGGCAACUCAAAUUAUUUGAAAAUCAUUCUAAGUCAUGGAUCAGAAGAUUCCACAAAGCGAAACAAAACAGAGACCAGGCUAUUCAGAAUAAGAAUGGGGUAAUUUUGGGCGAAGAUAUCAUUGACCAAGAGAUUGAAGCGGCUUAUAAUAUCGAAGACAUUGUCCUGACCCCGUCGUUGUUAUCGCUUUUUUCCUCCAAUUUCUGUUUAAGUUUCAAUAAGUUCCAGUAUAAAUCGACGUUGGAAGAUUACUUGUACGACGUUGGUAAAGGGAUGCCCAAGGACACACAGUAUACUUUGCUCAUUCCGGUGUUUUUGAAUAUAACUUGUGAUGUCUUGACGGUGUUAUUGAGAGAUUUUUAUUUACCGAUUAUUCAUUUCCCAAGUAAUUCACAAUCAGAUGAACCGGCGUUAACUAUCAAAGGCAACAUGGUGUUUGCUGAAAAAUUGAACGUGAAGCCUACUUCGAGAAGAAAGAUUUACGUUCCAUUUGUUCCCAGUGUUGCUUCGAGCAUUGCGGAAACCAAAUUUGCUAAUCCUUUUUAUGGAGCCCACAUUUCCAGAUCUUUAGACCCUGUUAAGCUUUAUAGUGAUGUAAAGGUGAUUUCCAGAUCCCAACAAUCCACGAUAUUUUGCUGGGGUAAAUCUUUGCAACCGAUCAUUUCCACCGUUAUGCUUUGCUUCGAUUGUGCCAGUAAGCCACCGCUUGAUGCUUCACCGAAACUCGGGUGGUGGGAUAAGUUCAGGCUCAUUAUGCACGGGAGAUUUCAUUUUGAAUGGUCCAGUACCGUGAAUUUAUACAUCAAGGGGUCGUUGAACCCUUAUAAAUUGACGGAAGACGGGGCAGGGUUUGUGUUUAGCUGGAACAAGGACGUGGUAUUGUAUAUCAACCCAGAUGAUGACCCCGAAAGGUUUUUGGUCACCCAUUCCAAACAAUUCGUGUUUGGUAUUCCCCAAUUCUCAUCGAGUAUCACUGAUUAUUGGAAGUACUCUGCCAACGAUAACGAGUCUACUUGCUCGGCAAUUUAUUUGGAAGGCAAGAAUUACAAGAAGAUCGUUGCUAAUUUGGAAGGUGAUGUCGAAUGGAAAUUGGGAUUAUUGUUCGAGAAGGAAGAUAGCGAUAGCAAUUAUCAUUUCCCAGGCGAAACCCCAAGAACUAACAAAUUCAAGCCCCAUUACCUUGUGGAACGAACUAACCCUGCAUUGCUCAGUGAUCCUGAGCUGCAUGAUUCGUUCAAAGGGUUUAGGAGUGAAUACAUCCACUUGGCGAUUGGGUUCAGUAAUAAUAACGAAAAUCCUGAAUGCUCUCUAAAAGACACUUACAAUGCUUUCCAUUCAUCGCCUUACACCACGGCAUUUUUCAUCAAAUGGUGGGGUCUUUUCAAUAAUUCUCUUGGAUUACCAUUGAGACACGGGCCGUUGUUUAAAGUUGAAGGAUUGGAUAUGAAACCCGAGAAGAAAUUCGGUGCCGCGCUUUAUACCGCCAAGUAUCAGAUCGAAUUGCAACCGGUGUUCAUUGCUCAUAUGUACCGUCAUUCGAAUACCGAUCCGUCGACACAAAAGAAUCAAAUCGAAUAUACCGGGUUGAAAAUGAAGACCAACUCUUUCAAAUUGGACUUGCAUCAACGGAAGCAAAAAAUGCAUUACACUAAUGAUUAUUUGGGGAUUUCUAAGCCGGUGUGGCAUAUGAAGAUGAGCCAGGGGAAAAUUGACUGUGAUAGUUGUGAUGCCCGGUUGAUCAACACGAUUUUCAGCGAAACUUCCAUUGAAGACUUGUUAGCCAAAAGUUUGGGAAUGCAAGGUGAUGGAGCGUCAUCCAUUGGGUCGGAAGAGUCUGACUCUAGUUUUGUGAUUUUCCCUGACAUGACGAAGUUAAAUACUACAAAGUUUGGUGAUAAGCUGGAAUUGAAGGUCGAGAAUGCCGAGCUAAUUCGGUGGGUCGAUGAUCAUGAUUAUCUCGAACUAGAGUUUGAACCCCCAGUGUCGACUAAACCAAAAGUGGAGAUCAUUCCAUUGUUCAUGACCCCGAGAUUUUCGUAUUUAAGAGAAAAUGAUAAGAAUACCGUACAACAAGCGUAUCCAUUUGGCGAUGAGCCUUCUCACGACUGUUUGUACGAUACCAUCAAACCCCAAGAGGAAACGCUGUUGAAUAUUGUACAAAAAAGAUCGAGGGAAAUAGAAUCGAAGAUCAAGGUUUACAAAGCAAAAAUUGCCGCGAUGGAACAAAAACCUGCCCACAGCGAGAACGAUUUGAAUCAUUAUAAAAUCCAAUUGCAUUCCCUAAAACAUAAUUUGAAAACCAUUAAGACCGUCAUCAAUGAACUGAAGGAGUUUUUCACCUACGCGUCAGUCGAGGAACCUGAACGAAGACGGUCGAUUCCUGAUACUUUGCUCCAUCAAGCGGCGUUGACGAGAACGAGGACUGGAGUUUCGAGUCAUGUGUCAUUUUCCGAACUUAUGAAUACCAGCUUCGCCACUAGUAACCAUAGCAAAUUCAGCAAUCGGUUUAUUGCCAACAACUUGUUGAUGAAAUGGAAUAAUAAGUUGCGGGAUCAUUUGAUGCGGUAUUUCACGAAUAUUAGUAAUUUUAGAGCGUCGCGUUAUUUCAUGGGCCGGAAUAUCAUAAAAUAUUUGGAAGAAUUGGCCGGGAAGCAUGAGAAGAUGGAAGCCACCGAAGAAGACAAGAAGUGUUUUGCGGAUAGUGUGGAAGAGUUUUUGAAGUUCUGCAGCCAUGAUUAUUUGAGGAAUUUUGAUUAUGAGUUGGGCAAAGUGGACGAGUCAGUGGCAGAAGUCGAGUAUUCUUUAUUGUUCAAGCUUGUUUGUCCACAAAUUCAAAUGCAAUCUAAAGAAAAGAAGUCAUCGGUGCUACUUGUUUUGGCCCAGGACAUUGAGUUGAAGGUGCUUAAUAUUAACGCGAACUAUUUGGAUAGUAUUUCGGACGAUGACCAAAUCGCUAGGCUUAUAGAAACUAGAUAUGGGUUGUUCCUAAAAGAAAUGCAAACGUUUGUGGUGAAUUCCGACACCGUGGUGAGAGAUGAUGGAGUAUUGUUUUAUGGGAAAAGUUUUGGUAAUGAUGGGAUUAAUGAGAACUGGCCUCCAUGGAUCAAUUUCGAAGGGUUUUAUGAUUCUUCAUUGUUGAAGCAUUUAUUAUUGUCAGAAAAAUCAUCGGCAGUGUUGAGGUUCGAUAAGGUGAAUAAUCUUUUCUUCAAUGAUAAUGGGGGCAUGGCGAAUUUUAAUUGGAAAGACAAAAAUAUUCUUAGGGUUGACACCCCACAGUUCAUUAUCAACUGUGAUUCUUGCCAGUUUAACGUAAUUUAUACCAUCGUCACCGAUUUGAUUGUGUUCACCGAUUUCCAACACGAUAAGAAAUCGCAAAAGUUGAAACAAUUGGUGUUGGCGUCGGAUCUUGAAAAUGUUCAACGGGUCGACAAACUUGUGGAAAAUGUACAGCGCCAGCUUCGUGCGAUGAAGGAUACCAAGCAUAAAUUGGAAAUGAAGAAUAUGGUUAGUUGCAGUGAAGCGGAUUAUGAGAAUUUAAUUUUGGUCAACGUAUGGAUCUCGAAACUUACUUUGAAAUUGUUGUACCUUGUGCGGGCAAUCCAAGGAUCAAAUGAUAAAGCCAGCGCGUUUGUUAAUGAAUUGAUCUGGAGAAUUAAUUCCGAUAAGAUCAUUUGGCAUAUCCUCGAUGAUAAACGGAAACCUUUGAUUGAUUUAGAGUUGGGCCGCUCGAGUUUCAUCAGGCUCGAUCAUUUGGACGGCUCAUCUUCCAAUAACCUUAACGUUGGGGUGAUGAGAGGAGUGAACUUGAGUGAGAAAUCGGUAUACCCGGAACUCUUGAGUCCGUACGUUGAUAAUCAACAAUAUUUCCCGCCAAAUGAUGAGCAACGUGAUUUGAUGCUCCAAAUAAAGUGGAAGAUUCGUCAACCGGUUGGUGGUAUUCCUACCAUGGACAAUUUAUCGUUUGAUUGUAAACCACUAAAGAUCCAGAUCGACACUAUCACCGCCAGAACAUUAUUCGACUUUGUGUUUGGGGCAAGCAACAAUAAUAAUCACAAGCUGAGUGGUAAUAAACGGAAACAUCAUCAUCGUGUUGAACUGAGGAGCUCGGAAUUCUCAUCAUCGGAAUUGCGGUCCGUUGAAAGUUUUAUGCAUUCCAAGAGGAAGGAUUCUAAAAUCAUUGACGAUGAAUUGACAAACGAUGAGAUUGAUAAGACAACAACGGUUGUUAAGAAAGUAGAUCAAUACAGAGUGAUGACCGAAAGAUCUUCUACGUUUGUUCAUUUCAACAAGACAGAAAUUAAUAAGUUAGUGCUAUGUCUUAGUUAUCGAGGUAAAGGACGGACCAGUGUUGCCGAUGUCGAGCAAUUGUUGGUGAAAAUCCCUCCACUUACCUAUAUUAAUUAUAUAUGUUCUUUUAAAGAGUUAGCGCUUGCGAUAAAGAAAGAUUUAGUGAAGGUAUUGAUCCAUCAUACCGGUGACAUCAUUGGUAAUAAGUUCAAGCGUCAUUUUGGGACAGUUAAACGGAUUCAUUCCAACUCAUCACCACCAUCAUCAUCAUCAUCACCACCACCGAUCACGGUGAAUGAUAUAAGGAGGGUCUCUAUGGAAAUGCCACUGAUUGAAAGCCAUGAUUAUGGAGAUAUGAAUGGCAGUGAUGCAACGGGGAGAAACACUUCAAAAAAUAUUGAUAAUUCUGCUCCAAGGUAUUUGGAGGAUGAAUUGGAUGAUGAAUUGGAUGAUGAAUUGGAUGAUGAGAAAGUGAUUGAUGGAAAUGAAGAGCUGGUGAGUACGGUGAUAUCUGAGUUUGAGAAUAAUCCUGAUAUUAUCAGAUUCGAUGCGUCUACAAUUGGUAGAUCUGAAUGA
This is a messenger RNA of Saccharomycopsis crataegensis, 10617 nucleotides long. RefSeq lists its product as uncharacterized. Lineage: Eukaryota; Fungi; Ascomycota; Saccharomycetes; Ascoideales; Saccharomycopsidaceae. The transcript has a single exon. The record is from RefSeq and is a predicted model, not a curated record. The coding region runs from base 1 to 10617 and encodes 3538 amino acids.